Molecule: messenger RNA, 3744 nt
Organism: Aethalodelphis obliquidens (Pacific white-sided dolphin)
Lineage: Eukaryota; Metazoa; Chordata; Mammalia; Artiodactyla; Delphinidae
Gene: PRRT3
Product: proline rich transmembrane protein 3
Exons: 3
Coding region: 2-2935 (977 amino acids)
Source: RefSeq, a predicted model, not a curated record
CAUGGCUCCCAGCCCCUGGGGCUGUGUGUAUGGCCUCCUGCUGCUGUUGCUGCUGCUGUCCCUGGGGGCUGGCUCUGCCCUGGGCCGGGGCCUUCCCAGACCACUUGAGGACUUGGAACCACACUUGAUCCCAGGAGCCCACCCCAAGGGCCCUGUUGGCACAGAGCCCCAGGCCUUUGACUUCUUCUGGGAGAAGCCCAGAGAUGAGAGCCCCUGGAACUCCAAUGUCCCCCAGGUCCCUGCUGAGGAGGUGCCUGCGAGGCCCACAGACUCCCUUGGCCCAGCCCUGCAUGGACCUAAAGCAUCCCAUGGGGUGCAGAGAGAAGGACUCCCAGUAACUGAUGACCUCCAGGUGGCUCGAGGGCCAAUUUUUCAGGGCUGGACAGGACCUCCCGAAUCACAGGAGUCUAUGGAGCAAGAAGCACCAGCCCCCUAUCCAGUGGGCACCCCCCAUCUCACUUUCAUCCCCACAACUCCCAGACUCCAACUCGGGCUAGCCACAGUUCCCCCCACCCCAGGACAGCCUGGAAGCCAAGUGGGACAGCGACCACCUAGAGAUGAGGGUCUUGUGGCCAAAGCCAAGAUCAGGGUCUCAGAGACAUCCCCCUGGCACCACAAGGGCCCUCCCCACACUCCUGCGCCACGCCCAGGCACUGUCCUGAGGCCAGGGCUGAAAGGACAGGGUGGGAGUGAGGAGGACUUCCAGGAGGCAGCUCAAGGCCCCCUCCUCACUCAGCAGGAGCCAGCAGCCCCUGAUGCUGGCUCAGCAUCACCAGCUGAGGUGGCAUCCUCUCAGGAGCCUGGGUCCCAGCCGGACCUGGCAUUGGCCAGAAGCCUUCCUCCUGCUGAGGAGCUGCCCAUGGAGCUCCCCAAGAAGGCUGGAGGUGGGGAGACCUGGGAAGUCAGUAUUCCGAGUCCCUCACCCAAACAGACUGACCUCCCUGAUGUUAGGGGCUCAUCAGGACCCCAGCCCUCAGGUCUCCCAGCCUCAGAGACUCCUCAUGGGCAGCCCAAGCCAGAGAUAGCAGCAAUGAAUGGAGCAGACCCCAUCUCCCCCCAGCGGGUGAGAGGAGCAGUGGAGGCCCCAGGUACCCCCAAGUCCCUCAUCCCUGGCCCUUCGGACCCUGGCCCAACUACAAACGGAACAGAGAGCCCUGUGGGAGCCCUGCAGCCAGAUGAAGCUGAGGAGUGGCCGGGGCGCCCCCAAAGCCAUCCCCCAGCGCCCCCUGUCCAGGCCCCCUCGACGUCACGCCGGGGCCUCAUUCGGGUCACCACGCAGCGUGCCCUGGGCCAGCCACCCCCUCCGGAGCCCUCCGCCAGCUCCGUGGCAUCAGUCCCAGCCUCCAGUCCCCCGGCCAACGCCACCUCACCCCCCCUGCGCUGGGGUCCCCUGCGGCGGGUGCUGAGCUUUUCCUGGGAGCUGCACGUCUACGGGGUCGGGGUGCUCUUCCUGCUGCCUGCGUUGUUGGCACUGGCCUCGCUGGCAGCCGCCCCUGCGGGGCCCCGGUUGGCACUGGUGGCGGCGGUGCUGGUGCUGGUGGCGUCGGGGCUGCGGUCCGCCUACAUGCUCACCGACCCCUAUGGCUCGCAGGCACGACUGGGUUUACGCGCCGGCCUGGUGCUCUACAAUCUGCCCUUUCCCUUGCUACUCACCGCGCUGGCGGCCCUGACCCUGCUCGGCCUGGGCGCGGGGCUGCCACAGCAGCUGCAGAACCCUCUCCUCCUGGGAGCGCUGGCGUUGGCGCACGGCUUGGGGCUGCUCGCCACAGACCUGCUGUCGGCGAGGCCUGCUUUCAACCUCCUGGCUCAGGGCUUAUCGUGCGCCUGGGGCGCGUCCGUGGCUCUGGGCACGCUCUGCCUGUGCCGUCGCCGCCUGCUGGACGGGCCGAGGGGCUGGGAUGCCAGUCCGGGCCCGAGGCUGCUGGCCGUGGCGGGCGCGCUGGGGCUGCUGGCCAGUGGCUUGCAGCUGGCGGCCGCGCUCUGGCUGUACCCGGGCCCCGGCCGGGUGGGCCACUUCUCGUGGGCCUGGUGGGGCGUCCACUUCUGGCUGCGCCUGCUGGAGCUGACGUGGGCGCUCACCCUGGCGCUGGCCGCUCUGGCCGCCGCGCGGCCCAGGCCGCCCACAGAGCACGCCUGCUGGGCUAAGCUGCUGCGCCUGGCGUGCCCUGCGCCCUCCGGCAAGAGCGAGGUGCCCGAGAGGCCCAACAACUGCUACGCGGGGCCCAGCAGCGUCGGCGCAGGUACCCUGGACAUUAGCAAGAGCCUCAUCCGCAACCCGGCGGAGGGUGGGCCUCCAGCCACGCCCAGUUCAGGCGCCUGGGGUUCGGCUGCGUCGCUGGGCCGCGGUCCGCUGGGUGGCCCAGGACUGUCCCGCAGCAGCAUGGGGCCGGCGCCAUCGAUGAGCGAGCUGGACCUGCGGCCGCCAUCACCCAUCAACCUGAGCCGCAGCAUCGACGCCGCGCUCUUCCGAGAGCACUUGGUGCGAGACAGCAUCUUCCGGCGCUGCGGCCUCCGUGGCCUGGCCUCCCCGCCGCCCGGGGGCGCGCUGCGGCCGCGCCGGGGCAGCCACCCCGACGCCGAGCUAGACGGCGCAGGUUCUUCGCUCCUCCGCGGCCGCAGCCGGUCGCUCAGCGACGUGCGCGUGCGCGGCCCGGUCCCACCACAUGUAGCGGACGAGCCUGAAGGGGCGGCUUCCGGCAGCUCCGUGGACAGCUUCUCACGGGGCUCGCUCAAGAUCAGCUGGAACCCCUGGCGCCACGGGCUGUCGUCGAUGGACAGUCUGCCCCUGGAUGAGCUGCCCAGCACGGUGCAGCUACUGUCUGCCCCAGCUCCUGCCCCGGGGCCCGCCCGGCCCGGGGAGCCCCAGAAUGGGAUCCAGCCUCAAUGCAAGCCCGGAGACUCCCGCAGCGCCUCCAGUGACACCAUCGAGCUCUGAGGGGGUCCAGAAACUCAGAACCAGGGCCCCGCCCUCGAUGGCCCUACCGCGGCAUGACCUUCUGGGAUGCUGAGCAUUUGAAAAACAUUCCGGGAGUAUUCCUGGGCCCCAACUGAUUGCAGCCUCUGGAGACAGCCGGACACGAACCCACCCCCACCCCCAGAUUUUUGUUUUUUAAAAUAUCUCUAUUUUUCAGCGGGUAUUUUGCACAGAGGCCAUGACUUAUGCGGAAUACAGGGUGGACAUGCACGUAUUUGGGAAUGGGGAACAGGGUCCAGGUGCCCUAACAUCCCAUCCAGAGUCUCCAGUGUGAAGAUGAGGCUCGACUGUCCAGACUGUCCUCUUUGUGCCAAAGAAAUAAACCCUUAGGACUUGGCUCAAGCCUCCCUGCGGCCAUGCCAGGAUCUUGUUUAGAGGAUAUGCCCACCCCCAGUGAUUUCAAGUGCUGUGUUUAUUGCGGAGGGGAGGACUUCCAAAGGAAAGGGCCCUCAACCCCUGGAGACUUUAGAAAUAAUGGCUAUCAAUAUUUCAUGGAACAUCUGUCUGCUGUACGCUGUCUUCAGCUUUUCACAUCCAUCACCUUAAUUCUCACAUUAAGCCUGAGUGAGAAGCGUUAUCAUGCCCAUUUUAUAGAUGAGAAGAGUGAAGUUCAGAGAUGAAAGUCAUUUGUCAGGGUCCUUUGGCAAAUGAUAGCUGGUACUGAACUGAGAAAGUUCCACUCCUAAGCCUGGUUCCUCCAUCCCAUCUCCCUUCUCUUUACACUACUUCAGGGCCAACCCUCUCCUUUGUCCUCCUUCUACUGCUCCUCC